This is a messenger RNA of Lodderomyces orthopsilosis Co 90-125, 1086 nucleotides long. It is a transcript of the gene NTG1, whose product is annotated as bifunctional N-glycosylase/AP lyase. Lineage: Eukaryota; Fungi; Ascomycota; Pichiomycetes; Serinales; Debaryomycetaceae. Gene Ontology annotation, biological process: base-excision repair, AP site formation; base-excision repair; nucleotide-excision repair. Bases 1 to 1086 code for a protein of 361 amino acids. The record is from RefSeq and is a predicted model, not a curated record. The transcript has a single exon. Gene Ontology annotation, cellular component: nucleus. Gene Ontology annotation, molecular function: DNA-(apurinic or apyrimidinic site) endonuclease activity; oxidized pyrimidine nucleobase lesion DNA N-glycosylase activity; DNA binding.
AUGCCCAGCAAGAGGGUAAUUUCUCCAAGUAUCGGCGUAUUGACAAAGAAGAAGAAAAUUCUGAAUAUUUUGAAUGGACUGGCCGUCACGGAUGAAGCUAGUUUGACUGAGAUCAAGAAGGAAGCAAAGACAGAGGAGGCCCGCAAAAAUUGUAACGCUGAUGACACGUCUAUCAAGCUGGGGGAUAGCAUAGAUACUGCACGCGUCAAGGUCGAAGUUGAGUCAGAGCUCUCGCCAAAUAUUUUCCCAAAAGUUGAUCCAGGCGAUAGUCUCAAAGGUCCUGCGAAUUGGGCCAAAAUAUAUAACGAGAUUGUUGAAAUGAGGGCUAAAUUUUUCGCUCCUGUUGAUAGUCAAGGAUGUGAAAGUAUGCCGAAUACGAUCACUCCCGGUUUGAAACUAAGUGAUCCAAAGAAGUACCGGUUUCAAUUACUAAUUUCUCUAAUGUUAAGCUCACAGACAAAAGACGAGGUUAACUACGACGCAAUGAUCAACUUGAAUACUGGACUUGGAAAGAAACAUGCUCAAGGGUUUUGUCUCGAGGCUAUGUCACAGUUAUCAGAAACUGAAAUUGAUUCAUAUAUAUGUAAAGUCGGAUUUCAUAACAGAAAAGCUCAGUACAUUGCAAGGACAUGUCAGAUAUUGAAAUCUGAGUUCAAUGGAGAUAUACCAAACAAUAUUGAGGAUAUUGUUAGAUUGCCCGGUGUUGGUCCCAAAAUGGGAUACCUUUUGCUACAGGCAGGUUGGGGUAUCAAUAGUGGAAUAGGUGUUGACGUGCACCUACAUCGACUAGCAUCCUUAUGGCAUUGGGUAUCACCAAAGGCAACAACACCGGAAAAAUGUCGCAUAGAAUUAGAGAGUUGGCUUCCACAAAACUAUUGGAGUGAUAUUAACCCCUUAAUUGUUGGAUUUGGUCAGGUUAUUUGUGUACCAAGAGCCAGCAAUUGUGACAUUUGUGCACUAGGACGAAAAAAACUCUGUUCGGCAGCUAAUAAAAAGUUACUAAAGGGACCAGUUAGUGAGGACCGUAAAUCCAAGUUAAUGAAGCAAAGAGCAGACUUGACAAAUCUAAUCAACGAAUAUUUAUAA